This is a messenger RNA of Chaetomium strumarium, 1017 nucleotides long. RefSeq lists its product as uncharacterized. NCBI's taxonomy places the organism in Eukaryota, Fungi, Ascomycota, Sordariomycetes, Sordariales, Chaetomiaceae. Gene Ontology annotation, molecular function: oxidoreductase activity. The transcript has 2 exons. The coding region runs from base 1 to 1017 and encodes 338 amino acids. The record is from RefSeq and is a predicted model, not a curated record.
AUGGCGCCCUCGUUGUCGACCACCUGGACACACUUCCAUCCGCCCAAGCCCACGUUCACGGACAAAGACGUCCCGGAUCUCACGGAUAAGGUCUGCAUCGUCACGGGCUCCAACACGGGCAUCGGCAAAGAGGUCGCCCGGAUUCUCUACUCGAAAAACGCCCGGGUCUACGUCGCGGCAAGGAAUGAAGACAAGGCGCGGAGCGCGAUUCAGGACCUCACGGGCUCGGUCCCGGCGUCGAGGGGAUCGUUGGAAUUCCUGCCCCUGGACCUAAGCGAUUUGAACCAUGUCCGGGACGCGGCGCGCGACUUCCUGACGCGGGAGGACAGGCUCGACGUACUCUUCAACAACGCGGGCGUCAUGGUGUCGUCGUCGGCCGAGCCGCCGCCCCAGACGGCCCAGGGCUACGAGUUGGCCCUCGGCGUCAACUGCAUCGGGACCCUGCUCUUCACCAAGCUGCUAACGCCCGUGCUCGCCACCACCGCGAAGUCUGGGACGAGUUCGGGCGCAGUGCGCGUCGUAUGGCUCUCGUCGUUCGCCCUGGAGCUGUUUGCGCAGCCCAACGUCGGCGUCCCGCUCGACAACCUUGACUACCACGUCCCCAAGCCCGGGACGGAGCGGUACGGCAUCAGCAAGGUGGGCGUCUGGGCGCUGGCCGUCGAGUAUGCGAGACGGCAUCGCGACGACGGCAUUGUUAGCGUUGCGAUCAACCCGGGCAACCUGACCUCGGAGUUGCCGCGCCACCAGGGCCUCGUGCUCAAAACCGUGGCCCGGCUGGUUGGCUACCCGCCCUUGCUGGGGGCUUAUACCGAGUUAUUCGCCGCCUUCUCGUCCGACGUGGUGGUGGCGAUGGAAAGGGCCGGUAGUAGCUGGGUUGCUCCCUUCGGCCGAAUGUACCCCUUACGUGAGGAUUUGCAAAACGCCAUGCGGCGCGAAUCAGAGGGCGGGACGGGGGGCACUGCUAGAUUCUGGGACUGGACCGAGGAGCAGAUCAGGCCCUAUCUCGGCGGGUUAUGA